Molecule: messenger RNA, 863 nt
Organism: Xenopus laevis (African clawed frog)
Lineage: Eukaryota; Metazoa; Chordata; Amphibia; Anura; Pipidae
Gene: dnaaf6.L
Product: dynein axonemal assembly factor 6 L homeolog
Exons: 7
Coding region: 162-740 (192 amino acids)
Biological process (GO): flagellated sperm motility; axonemal dynein complex assembly
Cellular component (GO): cytoplasm
Molecular function (GO): protein-folding chaperone binding; dynein intermediate chain binding
Source: RefSeq, a predicted model, not a curated record
GUAAUAUCCGGAAGCCUUGAUUUUUCCAUUUUACCCAGGCACCUAAAGCUAGAGGCGGCGCGACUUUGUUGCCAUGGAAACAGAAGCAUCCAUUCUAACAAAAACUUGAGAACAACUACAUACUCUGAACAUGUGAAUUUGUCUUUUACCAUAGUUUGAAAAUGGAACUGGCACUGGGUGAGUUUACAUCUGUUGGGGCAUUAGAUGCUCUGUGUUCCCUGCUCAACCAUCCUACAGAAGAGGAUGAAGAGCUAGAUGCAUGUAGGGGUACUGCAGUAGCAAGUGUUGGACCAGGAGAUAUUGGACCCACAAGGAGCCAGGAGCAAGCCUCAGAAAAGACCACAGACAGAAAGGAUAUCUGGGAAGAAUCAGAGAUCACUGAGGGCACAGAAUAUGAAGACACACUGGAUCUGAGAGAGCAGCCAGAGUAUGAGGUAUUAUUUAAGCAGAGAGUUGGAACUGAAGAUAUGUUUUUGGGAAUGACUCGAAAGGAUCCAUCAACAGCCUGUUGUGAGCAGAUGGUGAUUCGAAUCAAUCUGCCUGGAAUAAAGGUUUCUGAGGUGUCGCUUCAGGUAAAGAAGAAAUUUCUAGACCUUCGCACUCCCAAACACAAACUUGCACUUCAUCUCCUACAUCCUGUAGAUGCCGAUAAUGGAAAAGCCAAGUUUGUGGCAGAUACAGAAUCGCUGGAAGUGACUCUCAACAUGACUCGAGAAUUAGAUUUCAUCAACUUCCUUUGAUAAUGUAUGGUGCCCACACCUAAAAAUGAAGUUUGUGUGCUCCAUCAUGCAUGUAAAAACAUUAGGCUCUGUUUUUCUAGAAAUAUGUAUGAAGUAUUUAAUAAACACAACACUUUUUGAUAA